Messenger RNA from Olea europaea var. sylvestris, 1217 nucleotides. RefSeq lists its product as uncharacterized. The coding region runs from base 410 to 967 and encodes 185 amino acids. The record is from RefSeq and is a predicted model, not a curated record. Lineage: Eukaryota; Viridiplantae; Streptophyta; Magnoliopsida; Lamiales; Oleaceae. The transcript is spliced from 3 exons.
UGCAGCAAAGAAACACACUGUUGUUGUUUCAGAGGCAGGUGAAGUUUAUACAUGGGGUUGCAAUAAAGAGGGCCAGCUUGGUUACGGCACCUCUAACUCAGCGUCAAAUUACAUACCUAGAGUGGUUGAAUACCUGAAGGGCAAAGUUCUUAACUGGAGUUGCUGCAGCUAAGUAUCACACUAUUGUUCUAGGAUUUGAUGGAGAGCUGUUCACUUGGGGCCACCGGUUUGUUACACCAAGACGUGUGGUCAUUGCAAGAAAUAUUAAAAAAAUUGAAAAUACUACACUAAAAUUCCAUCGCAUGGAACGCCUUAAUGUAGUUGCUGUAGCUGCUGGGAUGUCACACAGCAUGGCUCGUACAGAUGAUGGUGCAUUAUUCUUCUGGGUGUCCUCCGAUCCUGAUCUUCGAUGUCGUUAUAUUCGCUGUGUGGGAGGAAUAUUGUUAGCAUAUCUGCUUGGAAGUACUGGAGUGGUGCCGUUGCUGUUACUGGUGAUGUUUAUAUGUGGGAUGGAAAGAAAGUAAAAAAUGAACAACCCAUUCCGACUCGGUUGCAUGGAAUGAAGAAGGCAACUUUUGUUUCAGUUGGUGAGACACAUCUAUUGCUUGUUACUUCUCUCUAUCAUCCUGGCUUUCUUCCCAGUAUAGUUGGCGGUACUCAGAAGCUAAAAGUCGAGGAUGAAUUAGAUGAUCUGCAUGAAGGUUUUGCAUUCAAUGAUUUGAAAUCUGAGGAAGUGUCCUUCGCUGUGGAAAAGGUUGAAAUUAGGAAUUGCACAGGACCAAGUUCAAGAAACUUUUCUGUGAACAGGACAGCUCCAAGUUUGAAAAGCUUCUGUGAGAAAAUGGCAGCAGAGCAUUUGGUAGAGCCACAAAAUCCUAUACAACUGCUAGAAAUUGCAGAUUCACUUGGAGCAGAUGAUCUCAGAAAACAUUGUGAGGUAUACGGGCUACCCAUCUCAUAUUGUUAGCUGCAUUACCUUAUAGUUAUAAGAUAUGGAAUAAAAAUUCUGGAUGCAAUCCUUGUUUCUGCUAUUUUGGAUUCCUGUUGGGCAAGCUAAAAAUCUUGCUGCACUCAUUCUUGUAAUACUGGUAUGUACUAAAAUAUGAUACAUGUGUACAGCGAUGUUUUGGGGCAAGGUUGACAAGUAAUACAGACUCACACCUCUGCAUGAUGUUCUCAUUGCAUACCAUCACGUUACCAUCAGUUGUGCUAAAAUG